CGGCAGUAUUUCGGCAGAUAAAGGAUGUGCAUCACCCCAGCAGCAGCCCUCUCUUCAUCCCCCAUAAGCACAAGCUAAAUCCUCGCUGAACGUUCAGCCAGCACUUGAGGUCGAUAAGAAACAUGUCCUCGUUCUGCCUGAAUGUCACCGUGAGCCUCCCUAAUGUGCGCACUUCGACCGUCACGCAGACGAUAACUGCAACUGCAACGUCAACAUCCACCGAUACCGAUACCCCUCCUACGACGGAGAAGACAUCCGAUUCUGUGAAGAAGGUCACGCCUACGGUUAACAAGUCCAUUGCAGUCAAAGCCCCCGCCAAAACUCCGGCCGCGAAGGAAAUGGCGAUAUCGAAGCCCACUGCAGUCAAAGCCGCUGCCAAAAUCCCGGCCGCGAAGGAAAUGGCGAUGUCGAGGCUUUGAAGGACUAUUCCGCAUGGGAUAUCCUACGCGCGGCCUGUGAGCAGUGCAGACGCUGAAUCGGAGUGCUAGAGUAAUGGGGUUGAUGUCCAAAAUAUCGAAAAGGGAAGGAGUUUUCGGACGUAUAGGCGCAUAUGCCGCAUUGUAAAGGGGUACACUUUGUUGAACAAAGUAGCAGGGUACGAAUGGUCGCUUUUCGUAAUUUACUUCUCUAGUUUAGAACCCGACGACGCGCUG
Messenger RNA from Laetiporus sulphureus 93-53, 653 nucleotides. RefSeq lists its product as uncharacterized. NCBI's taxonomy places the organism in Eukaryota, Fungi, Basidiomycota, Agaricomycetes, Polyporales, Laetiporaceae. The record is from RefSeq and is a predicted model, not a curated record. Bases 123 to 419 code for a protein of 98 amino acids. The transcript is spliced from 2 exons.